Messenger RNA from Colletotrichum siamense, 984 nucleotides. RefSeq names its product Short chain dehydrogenase atnD (gene atnD-1). The coding region runs from base 1 to 984 and encodes 327 amino acids. Lineage: Eukaryota; Fungi; Ascomycota; Sordariomycetes; Glomerellales; Glomerellaceae. The transcript is spliced from 3 exons. The record is from RefSeq and is a predicted model, not a curated record.
AUGCCUAGCGUUAUUGAAUUUCUACAGUCUCAGCUCUUCACCGAGGUCCCAGUACCUACAAAGAAAUUUACCGGCCAAACUAUCAUCGUCACCGGUUCCAACACCGGCCUAGGCCUUGAAGCCGCACGUCACUUCAUCCUGCUCGAAGCAGCCAAAGUCAUUCUCGCAGUGCGAAGCAUACCAAAGGGCAAGGAAGCUUUAACCCGCCUAGAGGAAUCAACGGGGACAAAAGGAGUCGUGGAAGUCUGGGAGCUAGACCUGAGCUCUUACGCGAGUGUCCAGACUUUCGCCAAGCAUGCCCGCAGUCUUGAGCGCCUGGAUGUCUUGGUCAACAACGCCGGCAUCAUGACUUAUGACUUCAUACUAGCAGAAAAGGAUGACAGCCUCAUCACAGUCAAUGCUGUGAGCCCGCUUCUCCUCAGCAUUCUGCUAUUGCCUAAGAUGAGGGAAACGUCCUUGAGAUAUGACAAGGAAACUGUCGUCACCUUCGUUGGAUCACUCGGCCAUGCCAGGGUUGACUUCAUCGAGAGCAAGAGUGAACACAUCUUCAAAGACUUGGCUGUGGAGAGAGUCGCUCGUAUGACUGAGAGGUACAACAUCUCCAAGGUCAUCCAGCUUCAGCUCGCCAGAGAGCUCGCGAAAAACCUCACCAAGUCAGAGAAGUUGGGCAACAUCGUUGUUUCAGUGGUAAACCCAGGAUUAUCUGACACGGAAGUCACUCGGAAUCUCGGCUGGCUUCAGGGGAAAAUUGUCAAAGUUGUGCUUAGCUUGGUGGGAAGAGCACCAGAGGAAGCUAGCCGUACACUUGUUCUGGCUGCUGAAGGCGGACCAGAAACGCAUGGACAGUACCUUGAUGACGGCAAAGUAGGCAGACCGUCGGAGUUCAUUACGAGUGAUGAAGGAAUCAAGGUUCAAAAGCGGCUAUGGGAAGAAUUACUUGAGAAGUUGGCAGCUAUUGCCCCCGGCAUCGUGGAUUCGCUUUGA